AUGAACCUGAACAAGGCCGCUCGCGUCAUCCUCUUCGGUGCACCUGGCGUUGGUAAAGGGACUCAGAGCGAGCGAUUGCUCGCUCGCUUUCCUCAGCUCAAUCAGAUUAGUACCGGUGAUCUCUUGCGUCGAAAUGUCAAGGAGAGGACACCCCUCGGUAGGAUUUCCCCCUCAGUUGGUGCAUUUAGGCGGAAUGCUAAUGGUGGUAUAGGCAUCAAGGUCGAGAAUACGAUGAAGGCGGGCGGACUUGUUGCUGAUGAUCUUAUCCUGCGACUUAUUUCCAACGAAUUCUUCUCUCGGGGAUGGCUCGCCAAGAAUGGAGGUCCGAAUGUCAUGACGCUUAAUUCUGAAGCGACGGCGAUGGAGGCUUCUUUCAACAGCGCUGCUUCUGAUCCGUUCAUCAAUGCUCCGUUCCUCGACGGCCACCGUCCUUCCAAGGCAUCCAACGACCCCUCCGCUUCGUUCAUCCUCGAUGGCUUCCCACGCACAGCUUCUCAAGUAGGCCCUCUCGACAAGCUCAUCCCGAUCAAUCUCGUCGUCUCGCUCAAGACCCCCGUAUCCGUUAUUCUCGAGCGAAUCCUCGGACGCUGGGUCCACGAGCCUUCCGGUCGAGUCUACAACACCAGCUUCAAUGCGCCCCGAGUCCCUGGAAUCGACGACGUGACCGGCGAGCGAUUGAUCCAGCGCCCUGAUGAUUCCGAGGAAGUUUACAGAGCACGAUACAAGAAGUUCCAAGAGACCAGCGAGCCUGUUCUGAACCACUACGCCCAGAAGGGCGUGCUCGUCGAGAUUGAGGGCAUGAGCAGCGAUGAAAUCACCCCAAAGCUAUUUGCAGAGUUCGAGAAGCGCUUCGUCCAUUGA
Fusarium musae is the source of this 861-nucleotide messenger RNA. RefSeq lists its product as uncharacterized. Gene Ontology annotation, cellular component: cytoplasm; mitochondrion. The record is from RefSeq and is a predicted model, not a curated record. Gene Ontology annotation, biological process: nucleobase-containing compound metabolic process. NCBI's taxonomy places the organism in Eukaryota, Fungi, Ascomycota, Sordariomycetes, Hypocreales, Nectriaceae. Gene Ontology annotation, molecular function: AMP kinase activity; ATP binding. The transcript has a single exon. The coding region runs from base 1 to 861 and encodes 286 amino acids.